CAGCGGGAGGGUUGAUUUGUCAGUUUGCUCUGUUGGAACCAGCUGUAUGAUGUCAAGUUACAAGUGUUCUGCAUAACUGUGCAAGAGCACUGAGAAAGUGGAUCUGUGAUUGACAGAAUAGGGAAAUCACUCGGCAAGAGUCGGGCAAGUAGAAAAGUUGAGGAUUUGUCUUAAAUUGUCAGUCACUUACACUAUGGCCAGAGUUUGGCAGCAUCCUUAUGUCAACAUCUUCAAACAUUUUAAGAUUGAAGAAUGGAAAAAGUCUACAAAAGAAGGCGAUGUGACAACAAUGAUGGACAAGACUAUAAAGUGCACAGUUUAUCGGAUCAGGGGCUCAAUUCCAGCCAGCAACUAUAUUCAGAUUCCUAAAGUCAGCAGCCAGUCACUAGGAUUAACAGGACGUUACCUUUAUUUGCUCUUCAAGCCUAUACCUUCAAAGUAUUUUGUUGUCCAUAUGGAUGUGACCACAGAGGACAGCCAGGUCAUUCGGCUCUCAUUUUCUAACCUUUUUAAGGAAUUUAAAUCCACUGCCACGUGGCUUCAGUUUCCAUUCAUUUGUGGAGCGGCCAAAGGAUCAGUCUAUGAGAUGACUGCAAAGACAGCUAAACAAGAUCUUGUUGGUCCAGCUCCUGCUUCUGUACGCUGGACCUGCCUGAUGAUGGACCUCCAUUACAUACUAUCAAUUUAUCUGAAUCGCCGAUACAGCCAUCUAAAGAGUGUCCGAAUAUGUUCCAACCUGUUAGUAAAGAACCUGCUUACCAGUGACCUGUUGUUUGACCCAGGUAUGAGCUUCUCAGAGGCCAAGCAUUCAGGUGUGCUUUUUCAUGGAACAGCUCCUAUGCCACGUGACAUGACAUUCCCAGUGCCAAAGGGAGAGAGCUGGCAUGAUCUUUAUGACUAUAUUAGAUUUCCUUCAGAUGGGUCAAAGAUGCCUUAUGACUCUAUUCAGAAAGGAGACCCUACUACAAACUUCAAGACAGUUCUGCAAAAACCUUCAAGCCCAGUACGAGAGCUACCACGGACAGUAAAUGUCAGUAAACCUGUUCAGGACCGUGUUUCUCUUAUCCAGCAAAUAACUACUCCAAAACCUAGACCGUGCCCUGAUUUAUUAGUAACCAGAAGUAUUCCUGAAGUGCAGUUAACAACUUCCUUACCACUAAGAGAAUCUUACAGGAAUUCUGAAGAAGAUGGUACAGAACAUGUAGAAACUGGGAGUGCAGAUGUAAUGACAGCAGAUGAUGGUGGGAUCCAUGUGUAUGCACACAGAAAUAAUAUUGAUGUCACUGUGCAUAGACACAGUAGUGAGGACAUUGAUGAGACUGUAUUCACAAAAGUGUCAAGACCAGCAAAACUAAUGGUUAAGAAAGGAUCAGAUCACAAGAGUAUACAACCAGAUCCGAUUUUGAAGUUGAAGAAUAUUAUAGGUUUUGGAGGAUGCACCUAUAAAUCAGCAUUAUGGACAAAAACACACUCUGCAGUUGUGUAUCCUUGCCAUGCUAUUAUAGUGUCUAUGGACACUGAGACUGGGGAGCAGAGAUUUUUCAUUGGACACACUGAUAAGAUUUCAGCACUGGCAUUUAAUGGUAGUGGCACACUGCUUACAUCUGCACAGACUGGCAAUACAGGUAUGGUGCGGAUCUGGAACUUCCAGAAGGGGAGUUGCUUGGCUGUGUUUAAAACACAUGUCCACUCUGUCUCCUGUCUGAGUUUUUCCAACAGUGGAAAAGUUCUGUGUGGUGUUGGAAAAGACGGCCAUGGAAAAAAUAUGGUAGUCGUGUGGAAUACAUCAGAAGUGAAACGUUCAGGAGAGGUGAUGGUGAUGGCUAAAGCACACACUGAUGUAGACAUCCAGGUCUUGAAGAUUGCCUUCUUUGAUGACACCAGGAUGGUGUCCUGUGGCAGAGAUAAUAUCCGCUUGUGGAGAGUACGAAGUGGCUCGUUGCGAUCUUGUCCUGUCAACCUAGGCGAUUAUCAUGCAAUGGAGUUUACGGAUGUAGCAUUUGAAGAGGGACAUAUUCCAGACCAAGAUCCUGAAGACCGUACACUCUUUGCUUGCAGUAAAGCUGGUCAUAUUCUGGAGGUAGAUUACAAGAACGUCGUGAUCAAAAACGUGCGCCGCCUGCUGCCAUCUCAAGUGACGCACUCUCAGAGAAGGGAAAAACAAACCUUCAAUUCGGGUACUGGAAUUGCUAUCAACAGUAUUAGUAUUUCGUCUGCAUUCUGUGCAACUGGAUCAGAAGAUGGUUGCCUUCGACUUUGGCCCUUAGAUUUUUCAGCUGUGUUUUUGGAGGCAGAACAUGAAGGUCCAGUCAGCUUGGUGAACAUCAGCCCUGAUGGACUAAAAGUUUUGGCAGCCACCUUCACUGGUAAUAUUGGAUAUCUUGAUAUAGCAAGUCGGGAUUACACUACCUUGAUGAGGUCGCACACGGAUACAGUACUGGGAUUUUCAGUGGAUCAGUUUCGGAGACAUUUGGCUACAGUGUCCCAGGAUGGGACCAUCCGAAUUUGGGCUCUUGAUUCAUUACAGCAGCUAUAUGAUUUUGUUGCAUCUGAUGAGAUCCCAUGUGCUGUUGCCUUUCAUCCAAGUCAACAAAUAUUUGCCUGUGGAUUCAGCAGUGGAGUUGUAAGGGUCUUCAGUAUUCUUCAUUCUUCUUUGCUUGCAGAACACAAACAACACCGUGGUCAGGUCAUUGGCUUGGUUUUCUCACCUAAUGCUGAUUACAUGUACAGUGCUGGUUCCCUUGGCUCUUUAGCUCUCUACAAUGCAUUAGAGGAUGAUCAUCAUGCAUUACGAGUACUGGGUAAUGUGGUGGCACGGGGAAGUGAGCGUGGUCCUGAUGCUUUAACUGUGAGCAGUGAUGGUCAUUACCUGGCUUUUGUGGGACCAUCUGAAUAUAUAGUCACUAUAAUGGAUGGACGCUCUCUAGAUGAGCUCCUCAGAGUGGAUGUUAGUAUCUUAGACCUGGACAGCACUAAGCCUGACUCUGCUGCAAAAGUCUGCUUUGCUCCUACUGCUGUUGGACAGAUACUAGUGACAACAUCUUCCAAUAAAAUUUUGUGGCUUAACACAAAAACAGGACGCCUAGUCCGGGAAAUAUCCAAGGUUCACAAGAAGAUGUGCUCAAGUUUAGCAGUGAGUGAAGAUGCACAGUUCCUACUUACUGCUGCAGACAUGGUUAUCAAAGUGUGGGAUUAUGACAUGAAACUUGAUAAAAAUUUUCAGGUAUAUAUUGGACAUUCAGAGUUAGUGCAACAAGUAAGUUUUACUCCAGAUCAUCUAAAUGUUAUCAGUGUUGGAGAUGGAGUAUUCAUUUGGGAUUUUCUUGCAGACGUUAAGCCAGUACAAAGUACAAGCAGCCAUGUGAUCAUCAGUCCUCAUUCACCCUCCAAAAAUAGAAGCCAUGCAUCCACUACAUCCAGCCACAUGAUGGUGACAAAUGGAAUUCCUCGACAGGCUGUGCCUGUUCCCUUUGCUUCUCCUCCUCGCCUCAACUUCAGCUCCAUUGACAAAACAGGGAUGGAUGACUUUCCUUCUGGAUCAGAAGAGGAAGAGUGCGACCAGAGAAGUAGCUCAGUUACAGAAUACAGAGAGAAGGAUUCUUCCUUACACAUACCAUCAAACUUAACAAGGACAGAUACUCCGUUAACCACUGGACUCUGCUUAAAUCAGGUUCUUCAGGAACAGCUUCAAGCAGAAACUGAACAUGAAGAAAGGAGGCAGGAAGCUUUGCAUUGUGUCCGUCCUGACUGUUACAAACAUUUCAUUGCUCGAUACAAAGCCUCUGUUCGCAUUAAGGUACCUGUAAGCUUUGAUGAAGUUAAAGUAAAACAAAAAUGUGGUAAAUAUUACAAAAUGGGGCUAGAAAGCCUUUACUUUUAUACUUUUUUUGUGUUUCCAUAUAUGUUUAGUACAGUUCUCACAAAUUAUGAAAUCUCAGCCUCUGUACUUGAUGAAGACAGUCUAGUACUGAAAACCAUUAUAGGGUACAAUGGAAAUGGCAGAGGAAAUAUGGUCUGGAACCCAGAUACAGGUUUCUUUGCAUACUCUUGUGGCUGUGUGAUUGUAGUUGAAGAUCUGCAUUCAGGAUCUCAGAAACACUGGCUUGGACACACUGAAGAGAUUUCAACACUUGCUGUCAGCAAUGAUGCUCUGGUCCUUGCCUCAGCUUCUGCAUCAGAUUCAGGCGGUUCCAGCAGUCAGAUUUUCAUCUGGAAUGUGACAGAUGGGUCUUAUAAGAAGAUCUUUUCCCAUCAUAAGGAAGAUAUUCAAGCCAUGGCCUUCUCACGAGAUGACCGCUUUUUUGUAACUGCAGGUGAUUACAGGGAUUGUACUAUUGCCUUGUGGAACACCAGGAAUUAUGAACUGCUUACAAUGACACGGCUAACUAACCCUGUUCAUGAUGUUGCUUUUAAUCCUGCAUCACAUGGUGAGUUUGCCUGUGUUGGGACUGGACCUAUGAUGUUUUGGAUGACAGAGGAGGAGAACAGUAACUUUCAUCUCAAGGUUCACAGUGCUCCUGUGCCUAAUGAAUUGGGCCCAGUGGAAUUAACAUCUCUCUGCUACAAUACAAACUCCAUUCUUUAUACUGGUACUAACACAGGCCGAGUCUGUGUAUGGGACACCAAGAAAAACUGUUGUUUUAUGACGUGGGAGGCAGAUCAAGGAGAAAUUGGUAUAAUCCUCUGUCAAGGAAACAGACUUCUAAGUGGAAGCAAUACCAGAAAAAUAAAAUUAUGGGAUGUAGCCAGUGUGCAAGAUAUGAGGCUGCAAGGUUCAAAAGCCAGGUCACAUUCUGUUUUGCUGGUGCAUGAAAUGACAUUGGAUGGCACAGUGGUCAGUGCUGCAUUUGAUGAAGUUUUGGACAUGGGAAUUGUAGGCACUACUGCAGGGACACUGUGGUACAUCAACUGGGCAGAAAAUACAAGUAUUCGUUUAAUCAGUGGGCACAAAAAUAAGGUAAGAGUGUUUGAAAUUGGGAAAUUUAAGUAA
Molecule: messenger RNA, 4990 nt
Organism: Protopterus annectens (West African lungfish)
Lineage: Eukaryota; Metazoa; Chordata; Ceratodontiformes; Protopteridae
Gene: WDR90
Product: WD repeat domain 90
Exons: 36
Coding region: 194-4990 (1598 amino acids)
Cellular component (GO): centriole
Molecular function (GO): protein binding
Source: RefSeq, a predicted model, not a curated record